AGAGAUUGGUUGGGCUGUUGGCUUCACCAUAUCCAGUCAUACUACCGAUUUUUGGCACAGCUUGUAGCAGGCAAAAACUUUGCCCGAAAGAUAUAACUGUCACAGCCGCCAAUAUUAACUCUGAACUCUGAAGCACUCGCUUCCUAUCAUUAAUCAAAUCCCCUACUCUUUAGUAAUUUCUUUGCUUGGACUUCUGGAAUUUCCCUGCAUCUUUUCAUGGCUCUGCAGCUCUGCUCUUCUUCUUCUUCUCUGCUUUCUCUCUGCAGCCUGCAACUGCUCCGUCUUUCUCCCAUUGCAUCCCCUUCAGACCAGUUUCUCAAACCAACAAUAAUGCCCCAAGGUAUCCUCAAGAAGAAGAAGCAGAAGCAUUCCCUACUUUUUUGCCGGUCAAGCAAUGAUGAGAGCAACGAGGAUUAUUACUUGGAUGCUCCUGUUUCAGUAGGAGAUGGCUUUUCUUUUAGUGGAGGAAAAUAUUCGGAUGAGCCAAGUCCAGCUGAUGAAUGGUUCGAGCAAGGAAAGAUUGUAAAAGCACAUCCUGUUGGGGGUACUGGUGACAAGGCCAAGGAUCCCAUCUUUGGUCUUGCAAUGGGAGGUGGUUCACAAACCUCAUCUGAUCUUUUCAGAUGGUUUUGCGUUGACAGCGGAAGUGCUGACAAUCAUCCCAUUGUGUUAAUUCAUGGUUUUCCUUCACAGGCAUAUUCCUACCGCAAAGUCCUUCCAAUACUUUCAAAGAAAUAUCAUGCUAUUGCAUUUGAUUGGCUUGGAUUUGGAUUUUCUGAUAAGCCCCAACCUAGAUAUGGUUUUGACUACACUCUGGAUGGUACUUGCAUUCAGAACCCAGGGAGAAAAUCACUUAUUUUUGUCCUUACAAAGAAAUUGAACUUGGUAACAUUGAAGAUGGAUUCUGUCUGCUCAAACUAUUGUAUGCCUUGUAUGGUUGCAGAAUAUACGACAUCCUUGGAAUCUAUUAUAGAUGAAACCACCAAGGGUAAAGCCACACUAGUUGUCCAGGGCUACUUUUCGCCUGUUGUGGUCAAAUAUGCUAGCAGUCGUCAAGAAAAGAUUACUGAUCUCAUACUUCUCAACCCUCCACUCACAGCCAAGCAUGCCAAUCUCCCGUCCACAUUAUCCAUAUUCAGCAACUUUCUGUUGGGGGAAAUUUUUUCUCAGGAUCCUCUAAGAGCCAGUGAUAAGGCCCUGACAAGCUGUGGCCCAUACGUAAUAAAAGAAGACGUCGCAAUGGUUUAUAGGAGACCUUACCUCACGUCUGGUUCUGCAGGAUUUGCACUAAAUGCAAUUAGCAGGGCCAUGAAGAAAGAACUUAAGCCCUACAUUGAAGAGAUGAGAAGGAUACUAAUGGACGAAAACUGGCAAGUUAACACAACAAUCAUUUGGGGCGAACGAGACCGCUGGCUAAGCUACAACGGAGUCGAGGAAUUCUGCAUAGAAUCGAAGCACCGACUUAUAAGACUUCCAAUGGUAAUUUCAUGCAGUGGACUAGCAACAUUACGCCCAAAAUUGCAAUACUGCUUGGCCAAUUAGAGCAGUUCAGAAGAAAGCAGGGCACCAUGUACAGGAGGAUAGCGGGGAAGAGGUGGCGCAACUUAUUGCUCAAGUUGUUGGCCGGUAAAGUCUUAUUUUGCAGGAUUUCUGAAGCUGCGUUGUUUAAUCUUCCGGGAACUCCAUAAAGUGAUCUGACUCCUGUAUCUGGAACCAUAAAUGUAGAUAUGUAACUUGAUGAAGAAUUAAUUUGAGAAAAUUAUUAUCCCUGUCUGUCUGCUUCAAAGAGUGCAGAAAAACCCCGUAUACACUUCAAGCCGUGGAUGUCAAGAUCCAACAAAAACCCCGUGUCUGAUUUUCCUAUUCGUUCUUUGCGUUUUAUUAGUGAUGCUAUAACGAAUAAAUAAUUUUCCUGUCAUCAGUGAUGUUAUAAUCAAUACAUAUAAUUUAGGUACAA
Molecule: messenger RNA, 1957 nt
Organism: Coffea arabica (coffee)
Lineage: Eukaryota; Viridiplantae; Streptophyta; Magnoliopsida; Gentianales; Rubiaceae
Molecular function (GO): epoxide hydrolase activity
Source: RefSeq, a predicted model, not a curated record